This is a messenger RNA of Quercus lobata, 875 nucleotides long. Its product is annotated as nicotinamide/nicotinic acid mononucleotide adenylyltransferase-like. Gene Ontology annotation, molecular function: nicotinate-nucleotide adenylyltransferase activity; nicotinamide-nucleotide adenylyltransferase activity. Bases 39 to 740 code for a protein of 233 amino acids. NCBI's taxonomy places the organism in Eukaryota, Viridiplantae, Streptophyta, Magnoliopsida, Fagales, Fagaceae. The transcript is spliced from 8 exons. Gene Ontology annotation, biological process: NAD+ biosynthetic process. The record is from RefSeq and is a predicted model, not a curated record.
AAUUUAACACUAAAGGUUUAAAAAAAAAAAAAAUUUAUAUGUAUCUCAGGGAUUGCAUUUCAAGAGGGUUGUUGAUAAAAUAUCUAACUGUAGAUGAAGUGAUUGAUUAUAUAAGAGAACAGCAUUUGUACCUGAACUCAGAGCUGGCAAGAGAUGCGCUGAAUGCAGAAGGCUAUUGUGUUAUUGGAGGUUAUAUGUCACCUGUUAAUGAUGCAUACAAGAAAAGGGGCCUUUUAUCUGCUGAACAUCGUCUACAGUUGUGUCAUCUGGCGAGCAAAAGUUCUGAAUUUGUAAUGGUUGACCCAUGGGAGGCAGGACAAAGUACCUUCCAACGCUCUUUAACUGUUUUAUCCAGAGUUAAGAGUAUUUUAUGCGAGAGUGGGCAGGUACCCAGAGAAUCCCUUAAGGUUAUGCUUGUCUGCGGUUCUGAUCUGCUCCAAUCUUUUGGCAUUCCUGGAGCCUGGAUUCCAGACCAAGUCAGGACCAUAUGCAGAGAUUAUGGUGUGGUUUGCAUUCGCAGAGAUGGACAAGAUGUUGAGAAAAUUAUCUCUGAUGAUGAAAUUUUGAAUGAAUUCAGGGAUAACAUUAAAGUUGUGGAUGAGCUUAUACCAAACCAAAUCAGCUCAACAAGAGUAAGGGACUGCAUUUCAAGAGGGUUGUCGAUAAAAUAUCUAACCGCAGAUGAAGUGAUUGAUUAUAUAAGAGAACAGUAUUUGUACCUGAACUCAGAUAAUAAGUGAUGAUCUCUUCAGCAUCAUAUUAUACUGUACAUAAUUGAUCAUCAUCUGUAAUAACCAUAGCAUAGGUUAUAUAGUGCCAUGUGCCUAAUUUAUUUUAUGAGAUAUGUAUUAUUUAUUCAAAUAAUUUAGUUUAGA